Thelazia callipaeda (thelaziosis nematode) is the source of this 741-nucleotide messenger RNA. The record is from the annotation of a GenBank genome assembly. NCBI's taxonomy places the organism in Eukaryota, Metazoa, Nematoda, Chromadorea, Rhabditida, Thelaziidae.
AUGUUCAUGCUCUUUAGAUUAAUAUUCCUGUUUCUUAUUAGUAAAUCACUUUUUUCAGUUAUGGCAGAUUUAGAGGCUAAAUUGUUGUCUGGUGAGUCGCCUGGAUAUUGUAGUAGCAGCGAUGAAGAAAAAAUAGAAUGUGAAAAUCAUUCAACAAUAUGCGACAACAAAAAAACGAAUUUGGGCAAGAAGUCAUUACAUAGAAACACACAUAAUACAGGACCGAAAGGCGUUUUAGCAGACUAUAAAUUAUACAAAACGCAGACUCAAAAGGACGAACAACAACAGUAUGAACUGAUUGUACAACAAGCCAAGUACUGCACUCUGAAUGAACCCUUAAAUUGUGAAUUAGAAGAGUUCAGAAGAAGAAGGCUAACUGAAAUGCAGGAGAGUUUAUGCGCUAAAGGUAAAAUUGAAGAAUUUAUAAAAAAGGAACAAUAUCUUGACUUUACUGAGUCAAACCGAGAUGUUUGGGUUCUUAUUCAUAUUUAUAGUAACAGUAAUGACGGCUGUAUAACACUGAAUAAAGUUUUCAACACGCUAGCUGUAAACUAUCCAACAGUGAAAUUGGCAAAAGUUUUACCGUCAGUGCUUGAUAUGUCAUCUCGUUUCGAGAUGAAUGCUCUUCCUACGUUACAAGUAUUCUGGAAUGAUGUACUUAUUGGUAAUUUUGUUUGUCUUUCGAAACUUCUAGGAGAGCAAUUUACUGUACAUCAAUUAAUGAACUUUUUAGACAAGUAA